Messenger RNA from Lactuca saligna, 324 nucleotides. NCBI's taxonomy places the organism in Eukaryota, Viridiplantae, Streptophyta, Magnoliopsida, Asterales, Asteraceae. The record is from the annotation of a GenBank genome assembly.
AUGAAGCCCUUUAGAACUUGGGGGGCAAUGUUCAAGACUGAGAAGCUCAAUAUGGAGAAGGUUCGCAUUGGGCUACAACAAGACCAUGCAUCAUUCCAAACAUCCCUUACUUUGCAGAUUACAAAGCUUCAGGAUGAUUUGGCAGUGGAAAGUAAAGUAAUGGAUGCCCUUGCGAGGAAGAUAGAAAAGGUCAAGGAGUUAGAUACUAAACUUCAAAAGUCUAAGAAACGGGUCCAAGAUUUGUUAUCAGAGAAGCAGUGCGAACUGGCAUUACUUAUGUCACCAGUUUGCUCUCUGAUAUCAUUGAGACCAAGGACUCAAUGA